GGGGGGGAGCCCCGCCCCCGCCGGGCGUGUGUGUAGUGUUUGGGGCCCGCGCAGGUUGAGCGCCCUCCGCCUUCGCACCUCCUGCCUCCGAGGCCCGACUGCUGCCCCUGCGCCCCUCGCCCCGCCAGGCGUCGAGGGCCAGCAUGGGCCAGGAAGAGGAGCUGCUGAGGAUCGCCAAAAAGCUGGAGAAGAUGGUGGCCAGGAAGAAAACGGAAGGGGCCCUGGACCUUCUGAAGAAGCUGCACAGCUGCCAGAUGUCCAUCCAGCUACUACAGACAACCAGGAUUGGAGUGGCUGUUAAUGGGGUCCGCAAGCACUGCUCAGACAAGGAGGUGGUGUCCCUGGCCAAAGUCCUCAUCAAAAACUGGAAGCGGCUGCUAGACUCCCCUGGACCCCCAAAAGGAGAAAAAGAAGAGGAAAGAGAAAAAGCAAAGAAGAAGGAAAAAAGGCUUGACUGUUCAGACUGGAAGCCAGAAGCAGGCCUUUCUCCACCACGGAAAAAACGAGAAGAGCCCAAAACCAGGAGAGACUCUGUGGACUUCAAGUCUUCUGCCACCUCCUCUCCAAAAAGGCCAUCGGUGGAAAGAUCAAACAGCAGCAAAUCAAAAGCGGAGAGUCCCAAAACACCUAGCAGCCCCUUGACCCCCACGUUUGCCUCCUCCAUCUGCCUCCUGGCCCCCUGCUAUCUCACAGGAGACUCUGUCCGGGACAAGUGUGUGGAGAUGCUGUCAGCAGCCCUGAAGGCGGAUGAUGAUUACAAGGACUAUGGAGUCAACUGUGACAAGAUGGCAUCAGAAAUCGAAGAUCAUAUCUACCAAGAGCUCAAGAGCACGGACAUGAAGUACCGGAAUCGCGUGCGCAGCCGCAUCAGCAACCUCAAGGACCCCAGGAACCCCGGCCUGCGGCGAAACGUGCUCAGUGGGGCCAUCUCUGCAGGGCUCAUAGCCAAGAUGACAGCAGAGGAAAUGGCCAGUGAUGAACUGAGGGAGUUGAGGAAUGCCAUGACCCAGGAGGCCAUUCGUGAGCACCAGAUGGCCAAGACCGGCGGCACCACCACUGACCUCUUCCAGUGCAGCAAAUGCAAGAAGAAGAACUGCACCUACAACCAGGUGCAGACACGCAGUGCUGAUGAGCCCAUGACUACCUUUGUCUUAUGCAAUGAAUGCGGCAAUCGCUGGAAGUUCUGCUGAUGGAACAGCCAGGACUGACAUGAACAAGGUGAGGAAGAACAAAGAGGAAGCACUAAACUGUCUGAACUGGAGAAGCAAUAAAAAUUAAAGUGAAGAAAAAUACUGA
Messenger RNA from Sapajus apella (tufted capuchin), 1296 nucleotides. RefSeq names its product transcription elongation factor A3 (gene TCEA3). Gene Ontology annotation, molecular function: zinc ion binding; nucleic acid binding. Gene Ontology annotation, cellular component: nucleus. The transcript has 11 exons. Gene Ontology annotation, biological process: transcription elongation by RNA polymerase II; DNA-templated transcription. The coding region runs from base 144 to 1190 and encodes 348 amino acids. The record is from RefSeq and is a predicted model, not a curated record. NCBI's taxonomy places the organism in Eukaryota, Metazoa, Chordata, Mammalia, Primates, Cebidae.